Molecule: messenger RNA, 864 nt
Organism: Solanum stenotomum
Lineage: Eukaryota; Viridiplantae; Streptophyta; Magnoliopsida; Solanales; Solanaceae
Product: probable WRKY transcription factor 27
Exons: 2
Coding region: 1-864 (287 amino acids)
Biological process (GO): regulation of DNA-templated transcription
Molecular function (GO): sequence-specific DNA binding; DNA-binding transcription factor activity
Source: RefSeq, a predicted model, not a curated record
AUGGGAGAAGAUGAUUGCGAUAAAAGUGGGGUGGCAAAAAGUUGUAAUAUUAAUACACCUUACAAUGUUGUAGCUCCUAACUUAGGCAUGGAGACUUCUCCAAAUGAUGUUUCGAACUACAUUGACAUAUGUUUAGCUUCUGAAAUGACUAAUUUUAAUGGCUUAUCUAAAGUUUUCUCUAUAGAUUUUCCAAUUGCUCACCAGGAAAAACCAAAUGAUCAAGUCAAAAUUAUGAACCAAAAUGGUAACCAAGAGUUGUACUUACAUCCCAUUCAGCUAGCUCAAUUUAUCCAACAAAGCUCUUUUCCACCAUCACCAACAACAAUAGUGUGUAUGCCACCAAUAACUACAACACCUCAAGAAUUGAUUGAUCAACAAAAACAACUUGAUAUAAGGUCUAACAUUUAUCCUAAUUUCACUUUUUCCAUGAGGAAUCCUUUGAUCCAAACUACAACAAGUACAUCAAAACACCGUGAAGCAAAAAAAACAGUUGAGAAAAGCCCAAAAGGUGAGAACCUUUUCUUGGUGUCCUAUUCUAGUGAACACAACCAUGAUCUACCCAUGAAACAUAGAAAUCUUGUUGGUUGCAACACUAGUUUAAAAUUCAAUCUUCCAAAGGGCAUAAAUAUCGUGCCCAAAGCAUCAAUGUUGAAUGCAUUAUCAUCCUCUUCCAAGCGUGCUGAGUGUUUAAGAGAUGUUGCUUUUCCAAUAAUCCCAACUAUGCCUAUGCUUGAAAUCAGGAGCAAAAACAAAAUGGUUGAUGCGACAACAAAUAAUAGAGCUGAUGGUAAAGAGGACAUGAACAUGAAUGAAGAUAAUAUUAUGGGAUUUGAAGAACUUCAAGGAGUUAUUGCUUCCACCUAA